AGGGCUUUGAGGAGAAGUCAGUGUAAGCGACUUGCACACAGGGAAGACAACCUCAGCCAAAGACAACAUACCUGCAUUUGGGAUUUAAAAGCACCUGCAGGGGGGGCGAAUUUUGCCUGAGAGUUCCCAAAAGAAGCGGACUUCCUUACCUCCAUCAUGUUCCUCCUGCUCUGCCUUGUGGGGCUUCUGGCCCAAGGGGACGCUCAGGACCGCGCUGCCCUCUGGAGGGGGAACGACCGUAGCGGGCGAUGCCACUACACCUUCACCGUGGCCAGCCCCGCUGAGGCCAGCUGCCCGCAGACUGGAAGCCCAGAGGUGGAGGGCCUCAAGGCCAGACUCUCCCUGCUGGAGGCGCUGGUGUCCAGGCUCACUGGCGCCACCACCCAGGCUGGAGGCCGGAGCCAGUCCGAACUUCAGGAGACGCUGACCCGCACGGUGGGCGAGAGGAACCUGCUGCAGGGGGAGAAGGAACGCCUGGAGAGGGAGCUGGGCGGGCUUCAGCACCGCAUGGAGGAGACGUUGAGGGAGAUGGAGAGACUGCGGAACAGACCCUGCCCACCUCAGAGCCCCAUGGUGCCGCCCAGGGCUGGAGGGUCGAGCCCCGUGUCUCACCUGAUGGCGCGUCCCAACAGGCAAGGUGACAGUAGCAGUCUGAGAGACUCGGCAUGGCAGCAGGGACACGCCGGCUUCCAGGAGCUCAAGGCCGAGGUGACCGAGGUCCCCGCUCCUGAGGAGUACACAGGUUGUGGCGUGCUGGUGUCAGUGGCUGAGCCUGUCACUCACAGGAAAGCUGACAGCAUCGCGGGAAAAUACGGUGUCUGGAUGCAGGACUCUGAGGCCGUGGCCCCGUACGGGCCCAACAUGGCGUGGCGCAUCGACACCAUCGGCUCUGACGUCAGGCAGAUGUUUGGAUACGAGGACAUGGAGCAGCUCUCUAAGGGCUUCCCCACCAAGGUUCUGCUGCUGCCGGAGCCGCUGGAGAGCACGGGCGCCACACUGUACCGAGGCUCCCUGUACUACCAGAGGCGCCGCAGCCGCACACUCAUCCGCUUCGACUUGGCGUCCGAGAGUGUGGCGGCCCGCCGUGACCUCCCCCACGCCGGCUUUCACGGUCAGUUCCCCUACUCGUGGGGGGGCUACACCGACAUCGACCUGGCCGUGGAUGAGCAGGGCCUGUGGGCCGUCUACUCCACCAGCAAGGCUAAGGGCGCUAUCGUGCUGUCACAGCUGGACCCCCACAGCCUGGAGGUGAAGAAGAGCUGGGAGACCAACAUCAGGAAGAACUCGGUGGCCAACGCCUUCGUCAUCUGUGGGCGGCUGUACACGGUGGGCAGCUACACAGCGCCCAACACCACCGUCAACUACAUGUAUGACACCGAGACGAACCAGGGCAAAGCGGUGGCCAUCCCCUUCAGGAACAAGUACCGCUACAACAGCAUGAUCGACUAUAACCCGGCCCAGAAGAAGCUGUUUGCCUGGGACAACUUCCACAUAGUCUCUUACGACCUGCAGCUGGGACGCCCCAUGGCUGUCUGAGGCCCGCCAUCCACCAACCCUCUCCCAGAGAAGUGACUUUGGCUCACCUGGUCUCGCUUCAAAGACUCAGAGCUUUAUUUAGGGUGCACGGUGGCUGAAAGCCAACAGUAUCCAUGUGUAAGAGCAGCAACCAUCAGGGGGCGAUGUAGACCCUCCAACUUGCUGAAGAGGAAUUAUUUUUGUACCGCCUUUGAGUUAGAUGUUUGUUUUUGUUGUUUAUUUGUGACGAUAUAGGCAAUGUCCACAUGGCAAUGGGUAUUUCUUGGAAAGAAAACGUUUCAAUGUAUUUUUCACAAGGGCAAUGAAGUUCUUCCAAAAAUCCUCUUUUAUUCUUUACCUUGAAUAAUGUCCCAGCGUGCUCUUUUGACUCUUUGCUCGUUUUUGUAUUUAAGUGUGAUGUUCUUCACCAUCAGCCCACAUGACCUAUGGUCCCUGUUUCCCUCCAUUUGCCUUUGUGCCUUUUCCGGAAAUGACUUUCUUCUGCCUUCACAUACGUUAAAAUGGCCUCACGAUUUGGAGGUUAUGGCGCAAACUGUUGCUUUGUUGCUAUUGCCUGUAGUACAUAGGCAAUAAUUGCGUGUACUUCUGGACGUAUCAGUUCAUGUGCUCUCUCACUUGCCAAUUUGAACUGACCAUUGUGUAUGUACAAAUAUACCAUGUACCAUGUGUGAACUAGGUGACAUUAUCACAUAAUAUAUAAACCAAAAUAUAGAAAACACUCCACAGCAGGGGUUUUUUUUU
Molecule: messenger RNA, 2277 nt
Organism: Dunckerocampus dactyliophorus (ringed pipefish)
Lineage: Eukaryota; Metazoa; Chordata; Actinopteri; Syngnathiformes; Syngnathidae
Gene: myoc
Product: myocilin
Exons: 5
Coding region: 157-1536 (459 amino acids)
Biological process (GO): osteoblast differentiation; signal transduction
Cellular component (GO): Golgi apparatus
Source: RefSeq, a predicted model, not a curated record